Cicer arietinum (chickpea) is the source of this 942-nucleotide messenger RNA. RefSeq lists its product as uncharacterized. NCBI's taxonomy places the organism in Eukaryota, Viridiplantae, Streptophyta, Magnoliopsida, Fabales, Fabaceae. Gene Ontology annotation, molecular function: protein dimerization activity. The record is from RefSeq and is a predicted model, not a curated record.
AUGUUAAAACUUGUUGAUAAUGAGAAAAAAUCUGCAAUGAGAUACAUAUAUGCAGCAAUGAUCAAGACCAAAGAGGAUAUUCGAAAAGCUUUCAAUGAACAAGCAAGCAAGUACAUAUAUGUAUUUGCAAUCAUUGAUGAAAGGUGUAAAUGUCAACUUCAUCAUUCAUUGCAUGCUGCAAGCUACUACCUAAACCCGAAGUAUUUUUAUAGCAAACCAGAAAUUGAGAAUGAUACCAUAUUGAUGGGAGGUCUUCACUUAUGCAUCGAAACACUUAGUGAAAGUCAUCAAAUGAGUGACAUGACUACAACACAGUUGGCGGAAUAUAAGAUUGUUAAUGGUCUAUUUGGAUUGGGUGGAGCAAUAAGACAAAGGGCAACAUUAGCUCCCGAUGAGUGGUGGAAGACUUAUGAAGCACAAACUCCAUUGUUGCAAUUAUUGGCCAUUAAAGUGUUGAGUUUGACAUGCAGUUCUUCAGGAUGUGAGCGUAAUUGGAGUACUUUUGAGCAUAUUCAUUCCAGGAAGAGAAGUAACCUUGAGCAUAAGAGGUUGGAAGACUUGGUUUUCGUUAAGUAUAACCAGGCUUUGAAAGAGUGCUAUGAUUGUCGUGAUGUGAUUGAUCCAAUUGUCUUGAAUGAUGAUAAUGAUUAUAUCAAUGAAUUUGAACUGGGAGACUUGGGGGAAGAUGGUGAACCUAUUGAAGAAUUAGUUUAUGUCGGUGAUAAUCUAACUUGGACUGAUGUUGCCAAUGCAAGUGGGGCUAAUGAGCCGGUGGUCUACACUAGACGAGCAACAAAAGAAAAGGCAGCUGCAAGUGCAUCUAAGACAAUUGCACAAGAAGCAAUAUCAAAAGAAGUGGUGGUAGAAGAAGAUGUUGAACCUAUUUAUGUUGAAGAUGAUGAGGAUGAGGAGAACGAAAAAUAUAUUGAAAGGUCAUCCUAG